GCCCUGAAACCACCUCUGGUUUCCCUUACGGGAGGUUGGGCGCAGCUGCUCAGGGAGGGGGAGGGGGAAAUGAGGAAGGCGCUCUAUACAUGCGCUGGGGCACGCUCGUCCGCGAGGGUGAACUUUGCGGAUUCUCGGCGCUGGCACAGUACUGUAUAAGGGGGAUCUCCAAGCGAGCCCUUCUUCGGACCCUGAGCCCUUUCAGCUCUCAACGGUAUUCAUUUUGUUGCAUUUGUACCCCGCCGUUGGCGGCGGGCGAGUUUCUCUUCCUCCUCCUCGUUUUAUCCCCGCAACAACCCCGUGAGGUGGGGUAGGCUGAGAGAGGAAGUGUGACUGUCGCGCAACGCCACCCAAGUGAGUGGCUGGAGACGGGGAUUUAAACCCUGGUCGCAAUAUUUGCCGGGCGUCAAUAGUCGGGGCUCUGCAGGACAUUAAGCACCCACUUCCAGGCCUGGUAUUUGAGAUCUUUCCCCACCAUAACUGGGUAUACUGGGGCCCAUCUGGACACCUUCGCCUGCAGAAGGUCACUUGCUCUCUAACACUGAACCUUAGCCUUUCCGUAGCUUCUUCCACAGCAUCUCACACCACGUUUUGGAUAUCUUCCAAGUUCUCUCCAUCACUCUCUGCAGUUAGCUUCCUGCGUGCUCAGAAGCCCUCACUGUUAGUUUUAGUUGGUCCACCCAUCGCAUAGGUGCUCAUAGAAUUGUAGAGUUGGGUUAUCUGGUGCAAUGCAGGAAUCCUGCCCACAGCCAUCCCUGGGUUCGCUCGAACCACCAACCACCUGGUUAACACCAUUGACCCAUUGCACCACAGAGGGCCAUCCCCUGGUCUUUCAAAAUUGCAGCGUCCCCAUGCUGGCGCUGCUUCACUCUCCCACCAUCUCUUUGCCAAAUAAAUGCCCUACAAAUGUCUGUAAGGACAUGGGAAGAAUCUGCUGGGUCAGGCCAGCAGCCCUUAUAAAUGUAAGGAACUGCAGAAAGAGGGAGGAGGGAGUCGAAAUAGAAAAUGGUUAAACUAGCUAUGGUUAAACUAUGGUUGUUGUUGUUGUUUAGUCAUUUAGUUGUGUCCGACUCUUCGUGACCCCAUGGACCAAAGCACGCCAGGCACUCCUGUCUUCCACUGCCUCCCGCAGUUUGGUCAGACUCAUGUUGGUGGUUUCGAGAACACUGUCCAGCCAUCUCUUCCUCUGUCGUCCCCUUCUCCUUGUGCCCUCAAUCUUUCCCAACAUCAGGGUCUUUUCCAAGGAGUCUUCUCUUCUCAUGAGGUGGCCAAAGUAUUGGAGCCUCAGCUUCACGAUCUGUCCUUCCAGUGAGCGCUCAGGGCUGAUUUCCUUCAGAAUGGAUAGGUUUGAUCUGGGUAUAAAUUCAAUAAAUGAAUGGAUUAAAAAUUAAAAGAAAAAGGCCAGUGGCUCAUUUAUUCCAGCAUCCUCUUAUCGCAGUCGGCAACCAGAUAGAUGUCUGUGGGAAACCAGUGAGCAGAACAUUAGCACGAGAGUGCUUUCAUCUCCUGUGGUUUCCAGUAACUAGAAUUCAGGGCCAUGCCUGUAGGGUCCUGGUGUUUUAUUCUUGCAGUCAGUCUGGCUGAGAGUGACUACAACUCCUAUCAGCCUUAACCAUGGGCCAUGCUAUGCUGUUGGAAACUGGAGUCCAACAACAUCUGGAGAGCCACAAGAUAGCCACUGUAGCUCUUGUAAGUAAGUGUGCAUAAGGUUGGCUCAUGGAUCCAUGCUCUAAUUAUAAUAGCUGGGAGCUAUGCUCCCUUUGACUCCUUUCUGGAAUCUCUCAGAUUGUAUGGUCAGACUACUAAAAAUCCUCAGACUCCGACCUCUUUCUUUGUACUGUAUUGUCUCCAUGCUUUCAGGGGCUCGCUUGAGUGCUUUUGCAGAAUGAAUAAUUCUGAUUAGUUUUUCUCCUCUACCCCGUCUUGUAAGUCUCCAGUUUCGUAUUCCAGGAGAGAAGCUUGGUAACAGUGUUGCAUAGGGACCAGCUGAGCAACAUACGGAAACUAAGCAUUUAUCAUUUAAAUUGGACUCAGGUUGUGGGUGUGCACAAUAAGCCAUAAAAGAUGCAUGUGCUGCCCUCUGCCAUGUGGCCUAAGCCAUUCACUGAGGGUGUGUAGGAGGCAGGCAAAGGAGUAGAAACAUAGCUACAGUGAAAGCGUGAUCAUGGCAGCUCACUUGUAGCCAUGCCCUAUUUGACGACAUGAUCCCGUUGUUUAAUUGCAACCAUACUUGCAAAUCAGACGAACUAAGAGGGGCUUAGUACCCUGUUCAUUCACAUGUACCUCAUUAGUAGUCCAAAAGAAAGAACUACCAACUUUUUGUAACUCUUCUGUGCCUGAUCACCUAGACUAGACACUUGCUUAUCAGAGGCUAUCAGAUUUGGCCACCUACAAGCCGACUCAGAAUCAAUCUGAAGUUGUUUGGACACUUCUGAGCAGGCAGGGCUGAGGGACACAGUCAUAGCAUGGGUCGAGUUUGUUGAUUGCAUUUCCCCCCUCACCGGGAACUCAGGAUAAUGUUCCUGGCCAGCUCUUAUCUCUGAUUACCUUUCUAUCUUGCCUUUCCUCCGAGGAGCUCAAAAUUCUAUACAUAAUCUCACUCAUAAUCUCAAUCAUAUCCUGCAAAAUCCACUUACUGGGAAAGUAAUUUCUGUUGAACUUGGCGGCACUUCAGUCAAAGUAAACUUGAAGAGAGUUGAAGUGCAAGUUUCCUGGAUAGCUCAGUUGGUUAGAGCGUGGUGCGGGUAGUGCCAAGGUUGCAGGUUCGAUUCCCGUAAGGGACACCUGCCGUAUCCUGCAUUGCAGGGGGUUGACUGGGUGGUCCUCCAGGUCCCUUCCAACUCUAUGAUUCUAAAUAUUCUCCAUGACCCUAGUCUGCCACUGAAACCACAGUGCCAUACUUGCUUGGUGUUUUCUGUCAUGCUACUCCUGUUGACUGUUUGGUGAACUCUUAGGUUUUCCUAAAGACCUGCUUCGUCAUCAAAGGCUUUUUGGACACUCACUCUAAUUGCACUCUGAAAACUCAGAUUGGUCUUUCUGGACGGAUGAGGCAUCCUCUGUGUCUAUUAGACAGCUCAACUGACCAUUUUUCCACCUCUUUCCAGGGUGCUGCUUUCCGUACAAGUCACAGGUCCCCAUCCUUCACAGAUGGGCUUUCAGCAGCAUCGUAUACGGAGUACCCUAGGCACAAACCUUUCAUUAACGCUGACUUGCGACGACCUCCUGCCAAGCCAGUAAUUGCAUAUCCAGAGAGUAACAGCAGAGCUUUGUUGUUGUUGUUAGCAAUAUUCUCAGCUCUGAAGAACCUGCAAGAGAAAAUACGGCAGCUGGAGCUGGAACGGAUUCAAGCAGAGGAGAGUGUGAAAUCUCUGGCCAAGGAAACCUCAGACUAUAAGAAAGUGCUGAGCGAACAGCUGAUGGAAAAAGAGCAGACAAAGUCUGAGGUGUCCAGGAAAAACGAAGAGUUGGAAGCUCAGCUGGCAGGUGCCGAGACUCGCUGCCGCCUUCUGGAAAAGCAGCUGGAUUACAUGAAACAAAUGAUUGCACAGGCAGAACUCGAAAAGACCACUGUCUUGCAGAAACAGGCCACAUUAGAAAGAGAGAGAAUCCUUGAUCAAUCGCAUGUGACAUCUAAAUUGGAAAGGUUGGAUCUGCUUGAGAAAGAAUAUGAAAGGCUUACGUCUAUGCAGUCUCAUGCAGAGAAAAAAAUGAAAGAGCUGGAAGAGAAGCUCCUGGAGGAAGAACAAGCGCGGAAAAGGGUGCAGGAAAAAGCGGCAGAGCUUCAGACUGGUUUGGAGAAGAACAGACAGUUGCUGGAAGCACAAACGCAGCCUGUGAUGUUGACGGAGCCUUUGAAACCAAAGAAGAUCAAGAAGAAAGCAAAGCAGAUGGAAAAGAAUGACCCUGGAAUGGUUCACUGCCACGCACAGCCUCACUAUAGGCUGCGGCUGGGGGAUGUGCCUUUUGUCGCUGGAAAGUCCACAAGCCCCAGCCACUCUGUGGGAGCCAACGUCCAGCAUGUGCUGCACCUGAUGAAGCAUCAUUCGAAAGCCCUUUGCAAUGAGCGCGUGGUCAGCAGUGUCCCCUUGAGCAAGCCGAUGGGCAGAGGAAGGAGGAAUUCCAGCUCUUCCAUUUCUUCCACGUCCCAGGGAGACCUUUCCGAGGUGCUGUUGACGUUACAAGACGAACUCGGGCAGAUGAGCUUCGAUCACCAGCAGCUGGUAAAACUCAUCCAUGAGGCUCCAACGAUUGCCGUAAGAGAAGACCUGGAGGGGGAGCUGGAAGUGCUGGUGAAGAAGAUGGAAGCCAAGGCAGAACAGAUUUGUAAAAUCCAGAGGCAUCGGGCGCGGCUGGCGAAGCAGAAGAGGGAAGGCAGGCUCUCUUGUCCUCAGCAGCCAAGCAGAAGCUGCGAAGCGAAAACGAAGGUCAACCGGGUGAAAGACGCCGGCCUGAAGAGGAGACCUGGAGAGCAGGGCAAGAAGAGCCUGCAGUUGCUGAGGGAAAUGCAAAGCAUACAGACCUCCCUUCAGAAAGAUGACAACAGUUGGGACCGCUGAGGCGUCUUGCGUGUGUGAUUUGUCGUUGUUUUUUGCACCUUUUCUGGCUUGCUGGCUCCAAUCUCAGCUGCCUUCCUUGCCGGGCAAGACUCCGGCUUUGCUGCACUUUCUCAACGAAAGCCCCUCAUUCCCCACCUGUGGGCCUGAUCAGAUUACAGCCCCUAAUCCUGAUGCAGGAGGUGGGGAGGGAAGAAAUAAGAUAACCCUUAUUAUUCUUGUAGCACGUUACCAAUCCCUUUGCUGUGAACCAUGGUAUUCUUCUUUCCCUACAACUCAGGCAAUUAAUCUAAUUAAUUGCUCACCAGGGGUGACUCUUUUCUAAGCCUAGAGGCAGACAAUAGUGAUUUUCUCCCCGCCCCCCCCAACAGAAGAUGGUACAAUGGAGGCAUAGUUGUCUCUGUUAUGCAGUUUUUGCAGGCCUUUGCCCUGCUUCAAAAAUGUCCACUGCUGUCUUGACCAGUGGGGCGAAAGACACACAAAGGUGUUAUUACAUUACCUUUCAACUCUCCUAAAAUGCAUUUGUCUUCAGCCUUAAACUGCUCCCUCCCCUGCAUUUUUUUUUAAAAAAAUUGCUUUAUGUGUGGUGUUGGGUGUUUUCCACUUCAGAUGUUCAAACGUUCUCAGUAAGAUGUUCUCAUUUCGAAAUAUGGAAGUUUUGUAAAGAGCGACCUCUUUAAUAUUCAGUUGACUACCUAAAGGCUUUUACCUCAGCUUAUAAUUAAGGACAUUUCCUUCAGAGUUUUUCCAUCCUUGGAAUCUUAAUAAUGUGGUUUCAAAGAGGAACUGAACAGCUGUUUGUAUCUUCUCUCUUGGUUUUUUUUCUCCUUGCAGAAGAGUGAAGUCAAUGUGUUUCUUUUUAAAAACAAACAAACAAACAAACAAACAAACAAAAAAGCACCCCCGGUCAUGGCUGUUCUGGUAUUGGCAGCUGGUUUUUAGCUUGGCUUUUAAUAAUUUUAUCCUUCACUGGGCUAGGAGAUCUGGUGGCUGUUGUGGUCCUAUGGAUUUUUAUAAAAACACACACGCACAGAGAUAUAUUAUUUAUUACAUUAAUAAUGUAAAGUCUUUCCAAUGAUUGGAAUGUAAUGACUCAAAAAUUGUGCCUUUUGAGGUUUGAUUAGGAUCCAAUAAAGGCAACUUGCCAAUUGAAUAAAUGAGGCGGAAAACGGCUUCUCUUGAACUUUUCCACUUUACAAGUACUAGUGCAAUGCAGGGAUGCAUAUGCUCUAAAUUGGGUCAGCAAACUUUUUCAGCAGGGGGCUGGUCCCUCAGAC
This is a messenger RNA of Zootoca vivipara (common lizard), 5830 nucleotides long. Lineage: Eukaryota; Metazoa; Chordata; Lepidosauria; Squamata; Lacertidae. The record is from RefSeq and is a predicted model, not a curated record.